Messenger RNA from Cyprinodon variegatus (sheepshead minnow), 2055 nucleotides. Its product is annotated as store-operated calcium entry regulator STIMATE-like. The transcript is spliced from 11 exons. NCBI's taxonomy places the organism in Eukaryota, Metazoa, Chordata, Actinopteri, Cyprinodontiformes, Cyprinodontidae. Bases 274 to 1419 code for a protein of 381 amino acids. Gene Ontology annotation, molecular function: calcium channel regulator activity. Gene Ontology annotation, biological process: chondrocyte differentiation; activation of store-operated calcium channel activity; chondrocyte proliferation. The record is from RefSeq and is a predicted model, not a curated record. Gene Ontology annotation, cellular component: membrane; nucleus; cortical endoplasmic reticulum.
ACAGGAGUGGGCACUGCUAGGGAAGCAGCUAGCUAUUAUUUCCCUUUAAAAAAAACAACCAAAAAAAAAAAAACAUCGGAUUUUCAUAGACUUCUCUGGGCGUCAUGAGAGACUGGACGUGUUCCGACUUUCAGCUGUGACCAAGCGGAUGCAUGAAGCAGGAGAAUGAGCGACAGACGAUGCUACCAUAUGUCCCCGAUGCCCAGCUUGACAUAUACACCGGCUGACUAACUGCUAUCUGAGGGAGACCCGCUUGGUUUACUAGAGAGGACCAUGGCUGCUGUAAGUGGUGGAAACACGCUCGGAGGGGCGGCUGUAGCCGGGGUUUCUGCGGCCAACACCUCGGCGACAUCCUCCAGCCCUCCGCCGGGGACCGAUACCCGGGGCUGCGAGAACGGCGCCCUGAUGGACUCCUUUGGGAUUUUCCUCCAGGGCCUCCUGGCGGUGAUGGCUUUCAGCACCCUCAUGUUGAAACGCUUCAGGGAGCCCAAACAUGAAAGGAGACCCUGGAAGAUCUGGUUCCUGGACACUUCAAAACAAGCAAUCGGGAUGCUCUUCAUCCACUUUGCAAAUGUCUAUUUGUCAGACCUUACAGAGGAGGAUCCCUGCUCAUUAUACCUCAUUAACUUCUUGUUGGAUGCAUCUCUGGGCAUGUUGCUCAUAUAUGCAGGAGUAAAGGCUGUCAGUGCUAUAGUUGAAUGGAGGCAGUGGGAUUCUCUGCGUUUUGGAGAAUACGGAGAGCCAGUCCAGUGCACUGCGUGGUUGGGCCAAUGUAUCCUCUACAUCCUCAUUGUGAUGUUUGAGAAAGUUCUUAUGAUGUUAGUCCUUCUAAUCCCCCAGUGGAAGAAGCUGGCUCUACUCAAUCCCAUACAGAAUCCUGAUCUGGAACUGGCCAUUGUUAUGCUCAUUGUUCCAUUCUUCGUCAAUGCCCUUAUGUUUUGGGUGGUAGAUAAUUUCCUAAUGAAGAAGCACAGGACAAAAGCAAAGCUUGAGGAGAGAGAGGAGGACUCGCGUGGGAACAGCAAGGUUCGGUACCGACGAGCACUGUCACAUGAUGACUCAGAGUCGGAGAUCCUUUUCUCAGCAGAUGAUGAGAUGGAUGAGUCAGACGAAGACGAUGUCCGUCGACUCCCUGGUCUGAAAAUGGUGAAAAAGAAAAAGCUUCGAAUGGGGAUUCCUUCCGGCGAGGUGAAAAAGAAGAAGCGUCCACCGAUAAAGGAGGAGGACCUGAAAGGAGCUCGCAGUAAACUUGGCCUGAAGGGCGAGGUCAAAAGUAAAACCUAUGAGGUCAUGGUGGAGUGUGAGCGUAUGGGGAAGGUGGCUCCAUCUGUGUUCAGUGGCGUAAGGUCAGGAACAGAGACGGUUCUCUCCAAACCUGCUGCUCCCAAAGAUCCUUCAGCCAGUGUGUUCAGCAAGUAGCCCCAGAAGUUAAGAAGCAGCAUUUAAAAAAAGAGCCACCACUGCAGUCUUUUCUUUCAUCUUAUUUGUGAAGAUGGAGGAAGCUAGUUUUGUUCAAAUGAUGUAUUUUGAUAUAAAUGUUAAGGCUUUAUUAUUGUUGUUUUUGUAUAAGCCUAUCUGUAUAAAUAAAUAGUUUUUCCUGUGUUAGAAAGCAGUGAGGAUUCAUUGAUUUUCCAUGGAAGAUGUUGCUGCUGUGUAUGAUGGGCUGUGCACUAUUGUGCUCAUUGUUUGGGGUGGGUUUCUGUUAGGCAUGUGCCAGUGUUAUAUUCCCACCCUAAAAACCAGUUAAAAAACAAUGGUAUCUUGGUUUCACCUAAAUAAUACAAAAAUGUUUCAUUAAAAUUUCUAACAUUAUCUAAAAAUAGGAUUGUAUUACCUAUAAGGUGACAUGGCAUGUUGAUUAUUGUAGUUAUAUAAUAACUUGUAAGACAUAUUAAAUUUUGCUCCUAUGAAGUCACACUGGGGGUCCAACAUUAUUAAUAAGGUGAGCUAUCUGUUUAGGUAGCCAGCUUGCAGUCAACAGACACGUCAUGCAUUGUUUUCCAACUGUCUUAAUAAAACAGCAUUAUUACCUUAAGUGUGGGGUAUGAAAUUUCU